CCUGUGCUCCCCUUUUCCCCUCAGGAUCGUGUCUUUUGGGUGGAAAAAGGGGGAGUUUUUGUCCCCCUGCAAAGCCUCUGCCAGCAGCAGAAGAUGUCUGUGCUUAAAUGCAGCCGAAGGAGGCGGGCAAGCGGUGGGCAGGGUGGCUGUACAAGCAGCAUCGCUCCCGAGUGCCGCUCCUGCCUGCAGGAGGUGUAAUGAGUGCACUGGCCUCAGCCAGGGGAGCGGGACCAGGCUUUUGCUUGCUGUGAGGACACAGCGAGGUGCUGGGGGCUCGGCGAUGUGCCAGGGACGUGGCGAGGUGACCGCUGAGCGGAAGCACGGUGGGUUUUGGGCUGGGGGUCCCUGCCCAAAGCCCCGGGGGACUGGGGGGGGCAGUGUGUGCCCUGCCGGGGCGACCAUCCUCGGGGCGGCCGAAGCAGCAUGUCCAGCCCGGCGCCGGCGCGGCAGCUUUCCUUACAAGGAGUUUGGCUGGGGCCUGAGCGGCAGGAGCAGCGCUCGCCUCCGCCUGCCUCAUUCAUCGGCAGCCCCAGCGGUGCAGGGGCCGCUGCUCCCCCAGCCCUGGCCCCGGCCUCGGCGCCCGCGCACCCUAGCGAGCCCCUCGUCUCCUCCAGCAGCGGGUUUUAAGGACGGAGGAUGUCCUCGAUGUUUGGCAAACCCCGAGCCGGUGGCGAGCGGCCGCCCCAGAGCCCCCUUGCCGAGUGCAACCUGGCCAUCCUGGGGUGCCGAGGGGCUGGCAAGUCAGCCCUGACCGUGAAGUUUCUAACCAAGAGGUUCAUAAGCGAAUAUGAUCCGAACUUGGAGGACACCUACGCCUCAGAGGAGCUGGUGGACCAGCAGCCCGUGCUGCUGAAGGUGAUGGACACCGCCGACCAGGAUGGCCCCGGGAACUGCGAGCGCUACCUGUGCUGGGCCAGCGCCUUCCUCGUUGUCUACAGCAUUAAUGAUAGGAAGAGCUUUGAGGGCUGCCAGAGCUACCUGGAGGUCCUUGCCCUGCACGCGAGGGGCUGCCAGCGCCGCUGCCCCGUACUCCUGCUGGGCAACAAGCUGGACAUGGAGCAGUACAGGCAGGUGCCCGCAGCCGAAGGGAUGUCGCUGGCGAGCAGGUUCGGGUGUCUCUUCUACGAAGUGUCGGCAUGCCAGGACUUUGCGGGGGUGCAGCACGUCUUCCAUGAAGCCGUGCGGGAGGUGCGGCGCCAGGCGGAGCGGAGCCUGCCCGUCCGGCCGCUCUUCAUCACCGAGGAAUGUCCCUGCCCACCGGUGGCCGUGCCGGUCGCCCUGCCCACCCGCCACGGCUUGGCCAGCUGCACUUUCAACACCCUCUCCACCGUCAACUACAAGGAGAUCCCCUCGGUGGCCCAGGCCAAGCUGGUCACCGUUAAGUCUUCGCGGGCUCAGAGCAAGAGGAAAGCUCCCACGCUCACCUUGCUGAAAGGCUUCAAGAUAUUUUAGGACGCAUCCCUGCGGGCUGUGGACAGGGCAGUGAGAGACCCCCCCGUCCCCUGGCUCCACAAGGAAUGAGACCAUCCAUGACAGACUCACGAGCGUGGCAGCAGCCGCUGGCCGACGGUGGCCCCAGUCUCCAUGCCGGGGCGAAGCCCGUGAUGGCAAUUUGGUGAGCAGACAGGGUGCCGAGAGUCUGAGAUCGGCUGUGGCAUCAUUCUGCCUGCCCCCGCCCUGGCUGUAAUCCCCCAUGGCCAAGCCCUGCUUCGGUGUUUGCACCCUGUCCUGUCGCCAGCAGCAGGGGCCAGCCCGGCUUUCCGUGUUCAUCCGGGCAGCUCCCAGAGCAGCCAGAACUGUGGGCACCACCUGGAGGGUGAGGGCUGUUCCCAGGGCCCCCCAGCCGGCUUGAGCACCUGGCACACAGCGAUGGGUGGCUGGGAAGGGGGAAUUAAUCGUUAAUCAAGCACGGAGGCACCCAUCUCGUUUGUCUCACGGCUCCCCUGUCUGAGCAAUAAGUAGGGGGAAUUUUUAUUUUUUUUUAAUCCAAAGGAGAAAGGUGCAGAUAUUGUUUCAGCUGACUAAAGGCCUCAGGUGUCCUGAAAGUGAUUCCCACGCAUCAAAAUAAGUCAUACCAAAAUAGCUGGUUUUUUAAUCAACUUUUUACACUAUAGUGUUCCUUUUCAAAGGCUUUGCAAGGAGAUGCUUCGCUGAUGGGGACACGCUCUGAAAAGCCUUUGUUUAAAAGACUGACGUAUUUCCAAAAAUGUCUUAAAUUAUUUCAUGGCUUCUACAUGUGCUCGGUGAAGAGCGUGAAGUGAAUCCUAAAGGAGACCAGGCUCUACCCGUGCCCAAGCCCGGGCCAAGGGCUGUGCGUUCAGUUUCAUUUGCUGUAUCAGGUUAAAUGUUCUGCUUCUCCCUGGAGUUGCAGUUACUCUGCAGAGUAAAAUAUCCACGUGUAUAUUUGUACAUAUAUACAUAUAUAUAUGUGUAUAUAUAUAUAUGACCUUACUGAUGGAGAGAGAGAUUCAAUAUGGGAUUUUGAUCAACCACUUUGGAAAAUAUUUUAAUAAAGAUGAUUUCUGACAAGAACAAA
Harpia harpyja (harpy eagle) is the source of this 2536-nucleotide messenger RNA. RefSeq names its product RAS like family 12 (gene RASL12). The coding region runs from base 637 to 1452 and encodes 271 amino acids. The record is from RefSeq and is a predicted model, not a curated record. NCBI's taxonomy places the organism in Eukaryota, Metazoa, Chordata, Aves, Accipitriformes, Accipitridae. Gene Ontology annotation, molecular function: GTPase activity; GTP binding. The transcript is spliced from 6 exons.